Dibothriocephalus latus is the source of this 975-nucleotide messenger RNA. NCBI's taxonomy places the organism in Eukaryota, Metazoa, Platyhelminthes, Cestoda, Diphyllobothriidea, Diphyllobothriidae. The record is from the annotation of a GenBank genome assembly.
ACCCGGACCACCCAACCCGCCCUCAAUGUCCUCCUGCGAACAAGCCCAGAUGCAGCAUCGGCCAUCACCAUGGUUGUCACCCAGAUUUCUUCCAAUGAUCCCAAUAUUUCUUGCUACGCCCUUGCUCAGAUUGAUGCCCUCAUCCAAAGUGACAAAUGGCCGUUGUUGGUGGGCCACACCAACCAAAUCAUUAUGCUGAUAACCAUCCAGCUGCGGCAGAUCAACACCCGUUUCUUCGAUGACCCCUCCAUCUCUGCCAACCACCUCGUCUGCUUGCUUCGCAGUCUCCUUGUGGUGGUGCAGUCUCUAUUCAAACGACCGCCUCUGGCCAGAGAAUGCUCGCGUGAGUCCUUGAAGGAAUUCAUUUACGCCGUCCUCCAUGUCAUGGUUCACGAGAAGACGGCUGAACUUCCCGAGGGUGGUUCCAUCAUUCGGGUGAUUAAUGCUCUCACGCUGAGCAUAAUUGACGAGUCCAACAGUACUCGUGUGCUGAGUGCCUUCAUUCGUCUUUUGCACGAGAGUGUCAGCAGUGGCCAUUUUAGCAACCGCUUCACCCAGGCUUUUCCUUCGCCCUCCUGGAAGAUGCGCAAGUCCGACGUGCCUCUGCGCACCAUAAAGACCAUGCUGCAUACCUUCUGUGUCGUGCGCGGGCCCGGCAUCCUGAAGUACGUGGAUUCCAUCCCCAACAAGGAAGACUCGGAGCUGGAGUCCUAUCUGAUUCGGACCCUGAAGUCGCUGUCGAACAGUGGCACGCGGCUUCCACCUGCGCUCCAGCCCACCCUCAAGAACGCUUCCUCUCCGAUCAAGGCAAGUCCGGACAUAUUAUCAAUUUAUUUACUUGGUUCCCCUCAGUGUGAUACUACUGCGGUCCUUUCUCCGGAGAAUCACCAAAAAGUUGCAAGUCUCGUUCAGAGGAUCGCUUCCACAAAAGACGACACCACUGGUGUAAGCAUUUCUGUCCACCUCAUUCAUUGA